UUUCUGGGCUAGGAAGUGAGGGAAAAGCUUCCUUGGGGAGAGGAAUUCUUCUGCUGUGGGCCAAAGCAGCUGAAGCCACGCAGGCCCCAGUAGCAGUGGAGGGCAUUGCCAGCUCUGCAGAGGGGCAAAGGCCAUUCUCUCAGCCAAGGCUGCCACUAGAGGAGUGAGAACGGGACCCCUGGUCAAGUCUGCUCCAGGCCUGUUAUGGAUUCAUCAAUUAAGGACAAAAUGCAGCCCACACUUCCCUCUGGCCACCCAGGCUCUUCCUGUCCAGGGCCUGAAUGGCCAGAGCAGGACAGAGCAGAGCAGCUGGCCAGAGGUGCAGCACUCAAGUGGGCCUCAGGCAUCUUCUACCGGCCAGAGCAACUGGCCCGUCUGGGCCAGUACCGCAGCCGUGAGGUGCAACGUACCUGUUUCCUGGAAGCACGCCUCAAGUCAGUGGUGCAGUCAUACCUGGAAGGUGUGCAAACUGGUGUGUGGCAGCUGUCCCAGGCUCUUGGGGCUGUGCAGGGAGUCCAUGAGGCCUUGAGCCAGGCCCAUGGGUUGAUCCAAGGCCUGGCUCAGGCCUCAAAGUCCCUAGAGGCCCUGCGGGAGCAGGUUACUCAACACAAACAACUGCAGGCCCUGUCUCAGUUGCUGCCCCGGCUGCAGGCAGUGCCUGCUUCAGUGACCCACACAAAGAUGCUGAUCGAUGCCCAACAACUCUUGGAGGCAUAUGUGAGCCUGCGGGAGCUGGAGCAGCUACAAGAGGAGGCAUGGGUAUCCUUGGGGGGCCUAGAGUUGCCAGUCUUCCAGGGCCUGGGCCUUUUGGCUGAGGCAAUGGGCCAUGCUGUGGAGGAAGCUGCAGGGGCUGCAGGACAGCUGGCACGGACAGAUCCAGCCUUACUCGUGGCUGCUAUUCGGGUAGCAGAGAUGGAGGCUAGGCGCACACCUCCACAGAGACGGGGCCCUCGAGACUGGCAGCGGCGCUGUCUGCAGGCAUUACAAGCAGGCCUGGAGCAGGUCCACUUUGGAACAACUGUGCUGCCUAAGCCAGGGGCCCUAGCAGAGUGGCUAAAGGCUUUGCAGGUAGCUCUGCCUGCUGAGUUGGCCACAGCUGAGGCGCUAGUAGCACCUUGCUGCCCACCAUAUUACAAUGUGAUCAGGCUAUGGUCCCACACCCUGCAUAAUGGCCUGCGCCGCAGCCUGCAGCAACUCCUCAAAGGACCUGAGCUGGGAGCUACCGAUGCCUUCACCUUGCUGCACUGGGCACUGCACGUGUACCCGGGAAAGGAAAUGAUGGGGAGCCUGGAGUUGGGGCCUGAGGCUGAUGUGUCCCAGCUGGAGCCCCUCUUGACCUCAGAGAACAUUGAGAAGCUGGAGGCAACAUUUGUGGUUAAAGUCCAGGCAAGUGUGGCUCAGUGGCUACAGAAGGCACUGGAUGGGGAGGUAGGUGAGUGGAGCCGGGAGCAGGAGCCCAACACAGACCCUUCUGGCUUCUACCACUCACCAAUGCCAGCCAUCGUAUUGCAGAUCCUGGCUGAGAACAUUCAUCUGGCCGGCAUGGUCAGUGAGUCACUGCAGCACCGGGUUCAUGGCAUGGCACUGUCAGAACUGGGCACAUUCCUAAAGAGCUUCAGUGAUGCUCUGAUCCAAUUUUCCCAAGACCACCUCAGUGGGGAAGCCCUGGCUGCUCAUUAUGUGUCCUACCUACUGGCUGCCCUCAACCACCAAUCAGAACUGAGCGCCUCACUGUCCAUCCUGCACUUCGAUGGAGUGGCUCCCGGGGUCUUGGCUCCGGUAGAAGCAGGGCUGGAUGAGCUACAGAGGAGGAUCUGCCGCCUGGUGUUGGAGGCUCUGCAGGUGGAGCUCCAGCCUCUGUUCACGGCUCUGCCCUCGCGCCAAUGGCUGUCAAGCUCUGAGUUGCUGGACCGUGUGUGCGAGCAGACGUCGAACUUCUGCCGGGACUUCCGGCGCAUUCGGAAUCCUGAAGUUCAGGUGCUGCUGGCCGAGGCAGAGCGCACCGUGGUGGUGCAGUAUCUACACGCGUUGAUGCAGGGCCGCCUCGUGUGCCGCAGCGCGGAUGAGCGGGCUCAGGCAGCCCAGUGCCUGCAGCACGAUGCCGCCCAGUUUAAAGAGCUUUUCCUCAGUUUGGGUCUGGAGGAGACAGCGCAUUGCACGCCGGUACUGCUGGCGGUGAGGGAACUGCUGAACCUCUGCGACCCCACGCUGCUUGGUCUGGAGGUAGCAGGCUUGCAGCAACAAUUUCCCGACGUGAGUGAGGACCACGUCUCCGCCCUCUUGGACCUGCGCGGGGACGUGUCCCGAGAGCAGCGCCAGGCGGCACUCAGCUCGCUGGAGACCGGUCCGUCGUCCUCGCCUCGCACCGGCCGCCGCGCACUCUUCAGCCUAGUGCCGGCGCCUACACCUGCGCUCUCCACCUGCCUCUCGGGGCUCUGCACCUGAGCUCCAACUCUGUAGCAUAAAGCCACCCCUGCCCCUGUACGCCUGAAAAUCUGUUUGGAAGAAGGCGGGUUGGGAGGGAGAAAAUAAAAGUGCUGGUGGAGA
Messenger RNA from Octodon degus (degu), 2547 nucleotides. RefSeq names its product exocyst complex component 3 like 1 (gene Exoc3l1). The coding region runs from base 205 to 2445 and encodes 746 amino acids. Gene Ontology annotation, cellular component: exocyst. Gene Ontology annotation, molecular function: SNARE binding. Gene Ontology annotation, biological process: exocytosis; exocyst localization. Lineage: Eukaryota; Metazoa; Chordata; Mammalia; Rodentia; Octodontidae. The record is from RefSeq and is a predicted model, not a curated record. The transcript is spliced from 14 exons.